This is a messenger RNA of Cetraspora pellucida, 3396 nucleotides long. The record is from the annotation of a GenBank genome assembly. NCBI's taxonomy places the organism in Eukaryota, Fungi, Glomeromycota, Glomeromycetes, Diversisporales, Gigasporaceae.
AUGUCUACAAAUUCUCAAGAUCUCACUCCUGAACCACAAUCAACGUCAGACGAUUUGGCGUCUCUGCCUACAAAUGAUAUCAAAGAAGAGGAUAUUGACUUUUCUGUGGCUUUAGGAUCCGCUAUUCCUGUCAUGACGAUUUUAUUUGCUGACUUCUUAAACAGUUUUUUUGCAUUUCAAUUACAAAAAUUUACUUGUUUUCCAAGUUGUAAAGAUUCAGCAGAACAAGAUUUAGACUAUAGCGUUAGAACCAAUGCUUUUCACUUUCUUAUAUUGGGUGCUCUCGUUUUUAUUGUUGGGUAUUUGCAAAUGUCUUUAUGGAUGAUUGCUGGUGAACGUCAAGCAAAUAGACUUAGAUUAAUAUAUUAUUCUUCUAUCCUUCGUCAAGAUAUCACGUUCUUUGACACCGUAUCAACAGGUGACGUCACUACGCGUAUAUCUGGUGACAUUGCUCUUUUUCAAGAAGGCAUCUCUGAAAAAGUUGGUCAAGUUUUACAAUAUGCCGCUACGUUCUUUGGUGGUUUUAUUAUAGGUUUUAUAAAAGGUUGGAAAUUAACUCUUGUGCUUUGUGCCGUGUUUCCUUUAAUGGCUACUGCUGGUGGAUUUAUGGCGAAAGCCCUUAGUAAAGGAACUUCUGAAGGACAAGAUGCGUAUGCUGCUGCUGGAGGGGUGGCAGAACAAGUAUUUUCUGGUAUAAGAACUGUAGUUGCAUUUGGUGGUCAAAAACUUGAAGUUGAACGUUAUACUGCACAAUUAGAACGCGCGUAUAUUAUGGGAAGGAAAAAAGCAUUAGUUAGUGGUUUAGCUUUCUCGGUUGGUAACGCUGCUCCUCAUUUAACUGCUAUAUCAAACGCCAUGGGUGCUGCUGCUAAAUUAUUUGAAGUAAUCGACCGUAUUCCUACUAUUGAUUCAACCUCUCCUAAUGGUCAAAUUGUUCAAAAAUCUUCUUCUCAAGGUCGUAUAGAAUUUAAAAAUGUCUCAUUUAAUUAUCCAACUCGUCCAGAUGUUCAAGUUUUAAAAAACUUUAAUUUAAUUAUCGAACCUGGUCAAACUGUUGCAUUGGUUGGUAGUUCUGGAAGUGGAAAAUCUACUAUUGUUAAUUUAUUAGAAAGAUUUUAUGAUCCUACUAGUGGUACUAUAUUACUUGAUGAUGUAGAUAUUAAAAAUAUUAAUAUUAAAUCAUUAAGAAGGCAAAUUGGUUUGGUUGGUCAAGAACCUGUAUUAUUUGCUAAAUCUAUUAAAGUAAAUGUUGGUUGGGGUGGUGAUCCAAUGGAAUCUGAACCAACUUUGGAUGAUAUUAUAGAAGCUUGUAAAAAAUCAAAUGCUCAUGAUUUUAUUGAUGAAUUACCUAAAAAAUAUGAUACAAUUGUAGGUGAAAAAGGAAGUUUACUUUCAGGUGGUCAAAAACAACGAAUUGCUAUUGCUAGAGCUUUGAUUAAAAACCCACAAAUAUUAUUAUUAGAUGAAGCUACUUCUGCACUUGAUACUGAAUCUGAACGAUUAGUUCAAGAAGCUUUGGAUAAUGCUGCUACUAAUAGAACAAGUAUCAUAAUAGCACAUCGAUUAUCAACUAUUAAACAUGCAGAUAAAAUAAUUGUUAUGAAAAAAGGUGAAAUUGUUGAAACUGGACGUCAUGAUGAAUUAAUUGCUAAACAAGGAGUAUAUUUUGGUCUUGUACAAGCUCAAGAAUUGGAAACUAAAAAAAAUGAAAAGAGGCAUAAAUUACAUUUAAGAAAAAUCUCUACUCGAGGAUCAACUAUUAAAUCCAUAAAAACUGAUGAUGAAAUUAUAAAAGAAGAAAUGAAGAAAAAAUUAUUACAAAAAAUGCCUUUGGCAAGAGUAUUUAGAAUGUGUAAACCUGAGUAUGGAUUAAUGCUUAUUGGUUGUGUUGGAAUGUUCAUGUUAUCUGGUGAACGUCUCACAAAACGUCUUAGAAAAUUAACUUUUGAAGCAUUAUUGAAACAAGAAAUUGCAUAUUUUGAUGAUGAAAAAAAUGGAACUGGUGUAUUAACUUCAAAAUUGGCUGUAGAUGCAACGAAAGUUGAAGGUUUAAGUGGUGGUUUAAUGGGAACUCUUAUACAGAAUAGUUUUAAUUUAACAGUUGGAUUUGGACUUGCCUUUGGUUUCGGUUGGAAGUUAACAUUAGUUAUCCUUGCUGCUUCACCAGCUGUUGUAAUUGCUGGCUUUUUAGAAAUGAGAGCGAUGACUGGUUUUGCAUAUGAAGGUACUGGUCAAAUAGUUCAACAAAGUGUUUCCAAUAUGCGAACAAUUGCGGCAUUAACAAGAGAAGAAACCUUUAAAACAAUAUAUCAAAAUGCAAUAAGAGAACCACAUAAAAUUGCAAUUAAAGGAAGUUUGUUAUCAUCAUUUGGUUUUGGUACAUCUCAAGGGAUUUUAUACUUUAUUUGGGCUCUAUCAUUUUGGUAUGGUGCACAAUUAGUUAAAUCUGGUGAAUAUGAUUUACAACAAAUGCUUCGAGUUUUAUUUGCCGUUGUGUUUACUGCUGUUUCUCUUGGACAAAUGAGUACAUUCGCACCAGAUAUCGUAAAAGCAAAAGUCGCAGCUCUUUCAAUCUUUGAAAUUUUAGAUAGAAAAUCUCUUAUAGAUCCUACAGAUAACGAAGGCAAAGAACGUCCUGCACCAAUAUUAGGAGAUUCUUCAUUCCACUCUGUCCAUUUCAAUUAUCCUGCUCGUCCUGAUAUACCAAUACUUCGUGGUUUAGAUAUGUCAAUAUAUUCUGGAAAAACCAUUGCACUUGUAGGAUCAUCGGGUUCGGGGAAAUCAACAGUUGUUUCAUUAUUAUUAAGAUUUUAUGAUAUAAAUUCUGGAGAAAUUGAAGUUGAAGGUGUUAAUGUAAAGCAAUGGAAUUUAGAAUAUUUAAGAGCGAAUAUGGCGUUGGUUGGUCAAGAACCUGUGUUAUUUGAUUUGACUAUUGAAGAGAAUAUUGCAUAUGGAAAAGAAGGUUGUACUAAAGAAGAAGUCGAAGAGGCUGCGAAAGAAGCAAAUAUCCAUAAUUUUAUUAUUUCUUUACCGGAUGGUUAUAAUACUCGUGUUGGUGAAAAAGGAACACAACUUAGUGGUGGUCAAAAACAGAGAGUUGCAAUAGCAAGAGCUUUAAUUCGUUCUCCGAAAAUUUUAUUACUUGAUGAAGCAACUUCAGCGCUAGACUCUGAAUCUGAAAAAGUUGUACAGAAUGCUUUGAAUAAAGCCAGUAAAGGCCGUACAACACUUACGAUAGCUCAUCGAUUAUCAACAAUUCAAAAUGCUGAUUUAAUCUUGGUUUGUAAAAAAGGUAAAAUUGUUGAAUCUGGUAAACAUUUUGAUUUAAUAAAUCAAAAAGGGUUGUAUUAUGAAUUGGUUAACAAACAAACUUUGAUGACGAAAAAAAAGGAUUAA